CACAAUUUAAGUAAUAGUAAUGUAUAUUAAAAUUUUAACAAUCGAUAAAAUUUCUAUUUACAAAUCUUAGAUUGAAGAUAAUUAAAUUUUUAAUUUCCCUAAAUUAUUAAAUUGAACAGAAUCAAACACUUUAGUAAUCAUCCCAGUUGCCACUGUAAAAUUAUUCUCUCUAAUGGUAAAACACUGGCCAGGGGACAUAAUAGUUCUUUUUAGAAGAAUUAAAAUCACUGUAGCAUGUUCACCAGGCAUAACCAUAGGAACAUCUGGCAUCAAAUCAAUCCUACAAGCCAAGUUCCAGGUAUCAGAAAACAUUUGUUGAAUAUAUUUUGAAGUGAUUGGUUUUGAACGCCCUCCUUCUGCUCUACUAAGGAAGUACACAGUAGCUUCAUAUUUGUUACUUAGUGUUUGACUCCUAGCUUCACACAAAAGCAUACCUUUAGCAACUGAAUCAUUUUUUAUACCUCUUAACAAAAUUCCAACAUUUUCUCCUGCAUUUGCACUAGGAACAGAUUUUUUGAAAACUUGGAUGUCCGAAACAGUUGUACUUAAUUUGACAUCAAAACCUAACAAAUCCGCUUCACAAUUUUUCUUUACUAUACCACGUUUAAGAGUGCCAACAACAACUGUGCCUCUUCCAGGAACUGUAAAAGAAUUAUCGAUUGGUAAUAAAAAGGGAGAGGUAUAGUCUCGUGAUGGAUUAGGAAUGUAACUGUCAAUUGCAUCUAAUAGUCUCCAAAUUGAAUCUUCACCAAUAGGACUAGUAUCUCCAUUUAAAGCUUUGGUAGCUGAUCCAAAAACGACAGGAGCUCCACCAUCAAAUCCAAAAUCAGACAACAUUUCUCUCAUUUCCAAUUCUACAAGUUCCCAGACAUCAUUAUCUACCAAAUCACAUUUGUUUAUGUACAAAACUAUUUUCUUAACUCCCACCUGUCUUGCUAAAAGAAGAUGCUCCCUUGUUUGUGGCAUGGGACCUUCAGAAGCAGCAACGACUAGAAUGGCUCCAUCCAUCUGAGAUGCGCCAGAAAUCAUAUUUUUAAUAUAAUCAGCAUGACCUGGACAAUCAGUGUGGGCAUAAUGGCGAAGCUUUGAACUAUAUCCAAUAUGAGAGGCAUUUAUGGUGAUACCUCGUGCCUUUUCUUCUGGAGCUCUAUCUAUUUCAUCAUAAGAAAUGAAUUUUGACAGGCCAGCUUUAGAAGUUAUCUUUGUAAUAGCAGCAGUAAGGGUCGUCUUUCCAUGAUCUACAUGCCCAAUUGUACCAAUGUUCACAUGUACUUUUUCAUAACUAGUAGAAAAUUUUACAACUUUUUUCGCAUUGACUAUGAAAACCCUCUUACAGUAAAACACUUCUUGGCCGAGAUGUCUCAAUAUAUUCAUCUUUAAGAUACAUUUAAAUGACUACCAACGUAGAAGGUUAUAUAUAAUUAAGGAGGUUAUAGAGGUUUCCAAAAUCCAUUUAAUGGUACAUAGAUUUAAUUCUAAGGUUAAUCAUGUUUGAAUUGAUCGUAAAAAUCUAUAAACUCUAUUUAUACAUAGGGUAACACACCGUAUUAAUCCUUCAUACUUUCGAAUGAAUCCCUACAUAUAUAUAUUUUUAUUUUGUAAUUUUGAAUAUGGCGCUAUUUUUAGAACAGCAGCGCUACGAAGAAAGUCCCCCUUGUGUUUGGAGUGUACUAAAAUCCUUCAGUUGUUGAGCGAAGGGGCUGAUAGUGGUACUCGGUUGUCGGGCCUUAUUUUGUUAGAUCUUGAGCUACGAAUUUGAGACUUAAUUUCAUCAUUUCGUGAUGAUUUCAGGUUUUAUCACUAGACUGAAUAAUUCGGCAUAUAGUCAGUUAUUUGUGUCAUAUUCUUUAUUUCUCAGUGAUUUUUUUCGUCUAUUUGAGUAAAAGUGUACAUGGUACAUCAUAAUGGUGAUGCUGACAGAAGAAAUGGUUAUAGCUAGGACGAAAUCCUCCAACCUGGAAACAGUGACUAAAUUUAACUGUUGGGGAAGCCAGUUGUCAGAUGUUAGUAUAUUAAAGAAGAUGAAGAAUGUCACAGUCCUGUCAUUAAGUGUGAACAAUAUUGAUUCGUUGGAGGUGUUCCAGUUUUGCACCAAACUCCAGGAUCUGUUCAUCAGAAAAAACAAUAUUCAAGACUUAAACCAAGUUUGCUAUCUCCAAGGUCUCCAAGAACUGAAAUGUCUUUGGCUGGAAGACAACCCUUGCUGUUUGGACAUAGGUGAACAAUAUAGAUUAGCCGUCAUAAGAGCUCUUCCGCAACUUAAAAAACUGGAUAAUACUCCUGUUGAGACAUCUGAAAUGGAAAUGGCUCAGAGGGUUGGAAAGCCCCUUAUUCAUCCAGAUGUUUUACAGGAAAAAAGAAGUCCAUCUCCAGAAACAGACUUUCGAACCAGGAACAAUUAUAGUCCUGAACCUGUUCAGUAUCAAAGAGGAAGUAGAGACUACAGCAGUUCUUAUGAGCAAGUAAAUGAACAGAAUUCAUACAACAAUAGUGAAGGCGGAGAUGCUCGGGAUAUUUACUCAGAACAAAUCAACCAAAACCAACAGAACCAUAGACAACCUUUGACUAUAACCUACAAGUAUGAAGAGGAGCAAUCUUCAAGACAACAAAAUCACCGUGCUCAAGGAAUGCUUCCGAGGAGUAGAACCACUGAUGGUGAACUUGGUCUUGUUAACUGUCCAAAUUGCUGCACUCUCCCACCUCAGAGGAGGCCAAAUGAAAGGAGAACAAAUGUACUCAAUGCAGUCCUCUGUUUGAUAAAAGAGCUUGACUAUCCCAAUCUCGAAGUUGUUCAAAUGGCAGUCAAAUGUAGGAUGGAAGAACUGUGUGAUGAAAUGUAAUUAAUUUAAGUAACAAAAACUGUUGUUAUAACAUUAAUUUGAAUUAAGUUUAUUGAUAACAAAGUGAUAUUAAUUAAUUAAGUAUGUUUUAUAAUAUUCACUCGUGAAUGGACGUUUUGAAGGAUAUGUUUAAAAGAAUUUUUUUUUCAUGUACCUUUUGUUUUCUUCUCAUUGACAGUUUUCUGGCCCUGGUCUCGUUUGUUUUAAUCAUAGAGACCUAUCAUUUUACGCAUUACCCUAAGAGUGAUAUUAGGAAAGCUGUAAUAUUAAAUAAUUACUAAUUACCUCAUGUUCCUUAUUGUUUGUCGGGUUUUGUACGAUUUUUUAAAAUGUACUUAUGAAAUGAUAAAGAAAUGUAUUGCUAUCUUUACUAAUCUUUAAAAAAAAAAAAGACUAUAGAACGUAAAAUAAUUACUUACGAAAUCAGUCUUGAAUUAUGAUAUUUUGAUUGUAAAUAAAGAUCAUAGUCUUAGUUCUGUUAUAUAACUUAAAAUACUAUGCAAUAGUACUUAAAAAUUAUUUUAUUGUUAAAUUCAUAUUGCUUUGUUCCUUUAGCAUGUUUUAAGAAAGUUUUGAUUUUUUGGGUAUGACCAAAAGUUGGCUUAUUAUUUUUAACAUGUUUUUUCCCCUUCGUCUUUUGUUAGAUUUAUAUUUCUACAGUUGUUCAAUCUCUGCAUGCCAUUCUAUCUUGUGCCAUUAUUGUUGUUUCAUUUAAUUCUGUCAAUAUUAAUGGUUUAUAAAUGUAAUCAAAAUUUAUUAAAUUACUGUUUAUAAAAAUUAAUUAACGAUUAAUUGACAGCAUUUGUAUCAAAAUAGCUACUUAAGCUUGAAUUAAAAAUGAAUUUGAUUUUUUAUGAUUGACAACUUAAUGGCAAAUUAUAGACUUUAUAUAUGAUGUGAUGAAUCUUAGAUGAAAGUAAAUACAAUUUUGAGAAGGAGGUGAUCGGGGGGUGCGGUCAAAUUAAUGCUAAAUUAAACAAGUAGAAUUAUUUAAUUUUUGCUCACUUCUUUAAUUUAGUAUUAAUUUCACCGCACCCCCUGAUCAACUCCUUGUCAUAUUAUAUCAACGGUCAACCAUCUCUACAUCAUAAAUAUAAUUUUGUUUUAUGUUGUAUGAAUUUUGAAAAAUAUUUUUCUCAAUUAAAUAUAUGUUAAACUAUUGGAAAUUAGAAGUUUAUCUAUAUUUAUCUUUAUUUGUUACAUGAAAAUAAUCUUGUUAUUGUUUCACCUUUCUUAUGUAUUGAUUGUUCUUCCAUAUUGGUCAUAUUCUGUUUUCUCUUUAAUUCAUAUUUUUUAAAAUUAUUUCUCUUUGGAAUGAAUUUAUUAUCUAUGAUUAUUACUUCUCUUAAGUUUUAAGCCUUAAAAGAUGUUGUAAGGUGGUAAUGUGGAUUUUUUCAUCAUCAGCUUAAUAUUCUGUCCCGUCUUUAUUUUCUGCUCAAAAAUUGGAGUUAUAAUCUCCGUCCAUUGUGAAAUUACAUUUUGAAAAUGUGUAUUUUACAGCAAAGCUGGCUCAUCUUUUUCUUGCCUCUAUUAGCAUUACAUUUAAAAGCAGUAUUGCAAUUAUGUGUCUCAUAAAAUAAGUUGAUAUAUUAAAUAACAUAGAAGUGUGUUUUGCUUCACUUAUUUCUUUUGUAAAUAAUUUGUAUAUUAAUACCAAUGAGUUUAUUAAAUCUUUAGAUUACCAAGUGCAAUAGACUUAAAAUAUAUUUAAAAGAUAAAAUUUAUUAAUGUUUAGUUAAAAUUUCUUCAUAUUUUAAUAAAAAAUUGUUGUUUUUUUUAUAAUUUUGUAGUUAAUAACUGCUGUAUUAAACAAUAAAAUACAGUCUCGCUUGAAAUUUGUUCCUGAAAAUCUUAUCUCUUAAAUUUUGUUCACAGUGUAGUUAAAUAAAUUAGAGACUAAUUUUAUAAACCUACAGUAUAAUGUUUUAUAAUUAUAUAGUAAUUUGGUAAAUAAAAAAAUGUUAGCCAACCUGAUGGCCAAAUGAAAUUGAAUUUUGUUUAAAAAUUAUUAUGAAAUUGAUUUAAGUUUAUAAUAAAUAAUAAAAUAGAUUUAUUUCUUAUUAGUACAAAGGCUUUCCAUAUUUCUUAUUUGUAUUUUUUAUUCUGUAAUGUUUUAAACCUGACUAAUCAUCUUUAGGUGCACAAGUUUCAUUUGUUGGAGUUAAAAAAAAUUAUAUUUACCUCUUUAAUAUCUAUUGCUUUAUAAUGAAAUGUCAUAUGACCAGAAGACUAAUACGCAUAUCUGCAUUUCAAUAUAGCUAUGCUUAGCGUAAUUUAAAAAGCUGAAUCACAGAUAGAAGGAACCACUUUCAAUUGCUGACCCUUAUAUGGGAAGUGUUUGAGAAGGUGGAUAUAAUAGAAAGUAAAAAAGACUAGAAGUAUGGUAGUUGGGAAUAACAAAUCAUCCCGAUCAUCACAAUGUUAUCUAUUUGGAAGUUACACUUUGCCGAGUGUGUUCUAUAUUUUUGAAGACAUAUACAGGAGGGGGCAAGUUGGCCAAGCCAGCUAAUGCGUGUGUAAAACAUGCGUUGCCCAUAACAACCUGUGAUUAACCAAAGUUUACAAGUUCAAAUCCCGUAGCGGGAGAGAAUUUUAACUCUGGCAUAAUUCCCCCGCUCUCUUCCCUGGACUGAGAUAAAUCCUGUAUAACCUAAAAGGCAAGGAAGGGGAGAAAAGAAGAAAAGACAAAAAAAGUAAUAUAGAAGGAAAUCAACAGAUUUGUUUUUAUUUAUUACCUGUAUCCAAUUCCUCCCUGGCAUUUACAACAAAAGAAAAGAAAAUUUCCAUCUAUUGUUUACUCAAUAAUUUCUGUGAUGUCGGUUUCAAAAUAUUUUGAUUUUCCUUAGUAGUAAAAUAUUUUGUUUAUAGCUAGUUUUUUCGUUUCUCAAGUUAUCUUUAUUUCUGUUUUAUUGUGUUUUUAUAUAGAAACCUAGUCUAAUAUAUUUCAUUUUUAUUUAUUAAUAAAUAAUAUAUUUUUAUAUUAUAUCUAACCCAUUUAAACACAAUUAUAAACACCAUUAUAAACUCAAGUUUUUUUUUUUUUCUUUAUAGUAAGGAGGAAUAUAAUUCCAGUGAAUGAAGAAUCGAAGCAUCAAAAAAUAAAAUCUAUUUUAUUAAAUGUGG
Molecule: messenger RNA, 5963 nt
Organism: Nezara viridula (southern green stink bug)
Lineage: Eukaryota; Metazoa; Arthropoda; Insecta; Hemiptera; Pentatomidae
Source: the annotation of a GenBank genome assembly